Molecule: messenger RNA, 1317 nt
Organism: Penicillium egyptiacum
Lineage: Eukaryota; Fungi; Ascomycota; Eurotiomycetes; Eurotiales; Aspergillaceae
Source: the annotation of a GenBank genome assembly
AUGCCGACGAAGAAGAAAGCCGGCAGCCGAAAGCGCGACAAUGAGGCGGAUCUCGCAGAGCUCGAAAGGCUCCGGAAGCAAGUCGCCGAACAGAGCAAGGCGUUAGAGGCUGAAGAGGCCCGCAAGGAGCAAGAGAACCAGAGCAAGCGCCAAGUCAGCAGCCGGCGGCAACGGACAUUGGUUCGCUGGGAUGUGGAUACCGACAUUCGGCUUUUGCUGGCCAUACAGUACAUCUGCAAUAAGCUCAGCGUCAAGAUCCCUUGGAAGGAUGUCGCAGAAGUUAUGGGAGAGAAGUUCACGGAAGGGGCAAUCGUUCAACACUUGUCCAAGCUGCGUACCAAGCGGGAGGAGCAGGAUAAGCCAAACCCGCCUCCGCUGAAGCGUGCAGCUAAUGGAAAUCACAAGAGCGACACAAGCAAAAAGAAGGAUGCGUUGCCUUCUCCAAAGGAGGACACUGCACCGAUCACUCGCAGCGGAAAGCGCCGUCGCCUUGACCAAUCCGAUGACUCUGAGGACGAUGUGUACACUCUGAAGAAGAAGCAGUUUUCGAAGAACAAUAAGAAGGACAGGGUCUUCGCUGCUCCCAAGCUGCGUGCAAAGCGCGAGGAAACCGACAGCGGUGAAUCACAGAAGCUGGUGUGUGUUGGAGCGGAAUGGCUACAUGACUUCGCCGGUGGCGAUGACCGUGAAGUUGACAACGAAUCGGCUAGUUCUGAGAACGAGAACUCAACUGAAAGCAGCCAGGCUACUACUCAAGCGGCCAAGAAGUCAAAGAUGGUGACACUCAAGGUAGGCCGAGAGCGCCUGGCAAGUGUUGACCGCUACCUUGACACCUCUGCAACUUUCCGCGAGCCUGUCACCCCAACCAACCAGUCGCGCGUUAUCACCAACAUGCCAUCCCGUCACCCAUCUUACUACCCGUACAUGCAUUCCAACUCAGUGGUCCCUUUUUCAAACGACUCUGGGGUUAGCAUCCCUUUCCCAUCCAGUGGCCCAAGCCCAUUUGACAUUGUCAACCGGUUCCCUAGUGGAAUCUCUGACGCUGGUCCUGGUGCGGCUCCUAUCUCGGUCUCUGGUGGAGACUCUGGUUUUGAUGGAAUGAAUCAUACAGCAGCGUAUUCGCAGUUUGACAUUGCCCCCGAAGUGCAAUUUGUGGACCAGUAUAGCGGCCAAGGCAUCCUGCCGAUGACCAGCUACUCCGACACCAAUGGUUUCGAAAACCACUUCAUUUCCGAUAGUGAAAUGUUUGCGAACCUUCCGGACGUAGAGCCUCCUCGCUACUUUGGUUACGAUGGUGAGGAGACCAAGGAAUUUUAA